AACAAACUUUUAAAGAAGAAAUAACACCGGCUUUGCAGGUGUCGCCACUGAGAGCCCCAUAUUAUCACCCAUGAUCAACCCCACCAUGUUCUUCAACAUCGCUGUCGAUGGUGAGCCCUUGAGGUGUGUCUCCUUUGAGCCUUUUGCAGACAAGUUUCCAAAGACAGCAGAAAACUUUCAUGCUCUGAGCACUGGAGAGAAAGGAUUUGGUUAUAAGGGUUCCUGCUUUCAGAGAAUUAUUCCAGGGUUUAUGUGUCAGGGUGGUGACUUCACAUGCCAUAAUGGCACUGGUAGCAAGUCCAUCUACAGGGAGAAAUUUGAUGAUGAGAACUUCAUCCUAAUGCAUACAGGUCCUGGCAUCUUGUCCAUGGCAAAGGCUGGAUCCAACACAAACAGUUCCCAGUUUUUCAUCUGCACUGCCAAGACUGAGUGGUUGGAUGGCAAGCAUGUGGUCUUCGGCAAGGUGAAAGAAGGCAUUAAAUUUGUGGAGGCCAUGGGGGACUUUGGGUCCUGGAAUGGCAAGACCCGCAAGAAGAUCACCACUGCUGAUUGUGGACCACUCUAAUAAGUUUGACUUGUGUUUU
Messenger RNA from Nomascus leucogenys (northern white-cheeked gibbon), 584 nucleotides. RefSeq names its product peptidyl-prolyl cis-trans isomerase A-like. The record is from RefSeq and is a predicted model, not a curated record. The transcript has 2 exons. The coding region runs from base 71 to 565 and encodes 164 amino acids. NCBI's taxonomy places the organism in Eukaryota, Metazoa, Chordata, Mammalia, Primates, Hylobatidae. Gene Ontology annotation, molecular function: peptidyl-prolyl cis-trans isomerase activity. Gene Ontology annotation, biological process: protein peptidyl-prolyl isomerization.